GAUCACCACAGCAGUAAUAAGCAUUUGUGCGACAUGCCGUUAACUCUAUUCUUCAUCUCUUUAUCUGUGCUCCUGUACAGACUGUUUGGUCUGAAGGACAUCAUCAUCCCAGGGAACUGCUCCUUUCCCUACGACCUGAACCUCAACGCUGACCAUGACUGGCCCGUUUACGUCAACCCAGGAAUACUGCUCUUCCUCUAUGUUACCGUAGCAACCGUUCUCAAGACAGGAUAUCAUGGGGCAUCUAACCAGGUGAAGGAGGAGCAGCAACAGGAGAAAUCAGAAGAGGAGGAGAUGGUGGAGUUGAGGUCCUGGAAUCAACCCAAAGAUAACUAUGAAGAUGACACACGGCUCAUGCUCCUGUCGACGGGCUCAGAGAGCAGCAGAGGAGGAACCCUGGCUGAGGAGAGUCCUGCCGAUCUGGGUAUCAAUGCUUUCAUCUGAACCAUCAAGGUUUUUGUUUAGAAUGUACUGUUUGUAAGGAUGAUAA
Notothenia coriiceps (black rockcod) is the source of this 490-nucleotide messenger RNA. Its product is annotated as piezo-type mechanosensitive ion channel component 1-like. Bases 34 to 444 code for a protein of 136 amino acids. The record is from RefSeq and is a predicted model, not a curated record. The transcript is spliced from 3 exons. Lineage: Eukaryota; Metazoa; Chordata; Actinopteri; Perciformes; Nototheniidae.